Molecule: messenger RNA, 6241 nt
Organism: Salvelinus fontinalis (brook trout)
Lineage: Eukaryota; Metazoa; Chordata; Actinopteri; Salmoniformes; Salmonidae
Product: nuclear receptor subfamily 1 group D member 2-like
Exons: 8
Coding region: 774-2669 (631 amino acids)
Biological process (GO): cell differentiation; positive regulation of transcription by RNA polymerase II; hormone-mediated signaling pathway
Molecular function (GO): zinc ion binding; nuclear receptor activity; RNA polymerase II cis-regulatory region sequence-specific DNA binding
Source: RefSeq, a predicted model, not a curated record
ACUUGUUAGAUAUUACUGCAUCGUCGGAACUAGUUGCACAAGCAUUUCGCUACACUCGCAUUAACAUUUGCUAACCAUGUGUAUGUGACCAAUACAAUUUGAUUUGAGUUUCCCCCCGUCUCUGGCCCACACUCCAGUACAGUAGAUGGCGGUAAUGCACCAAAACGUUGGAUGCCAACCGCCGAUAAACCCCACCAAAGAAGAAGAAUAGCAGCUCGAGUCGAGAGCUCAACUCGAAACUGUCGUCCAGCGAAUAAUAACGUUCUACUCUUUGCUACCAGAGCUAUCGUUUCCUUCGAGAAAAUACACAUUUUUAUGCUAUAGCUAUUAAUAUGCUUAUGCCUAUCUUUAGUCUUCAGAAAAGAGACAUCAGACGGACAGCUUUUUUGAGCGCUCUACGAAAAAGAAUAAUAUACGGAAUUCCGAACGUUCGAUUCAUUCUGAAGCGAAACAAUUGGCUACUAUCUAUUGUUUGAUUCGGGGCGUGUUUUCAACCAAACGGAUACAGUUUAGUUUACGUCAAUUGUUUGGAACGUUGGUGAUCGUCAACUAUCACGACGGGAAAUCAAUCUGAUUAGCAACAGUUGCUGUUGAGCGAUAGCUGUCAUCCAUGAAACUAGUAGGACUACGUGCAUUUGCCGACUAUUUUCUGAACGCUUCAAUUCAUUGAUCAAAUACAUCAACCAGUGACGUAAAAAGUUGGUGAAAACAAGAUAAGAAACACGUCAUCAGACUAAAGGUACAAAAUAAGGGGAUUUCAGAAGUCAGAGCACAUGGAAUCUACAAAAGCAGGGGGUGUAAUAGCCUACAUCAGCUCCUCCAGCCCUGAGUCAUGUCAUAGUGACUCAAAUGACUGCUACAACUCCUCCUCCCUGACACACAACUCCUCCCACAGCUGUCGCCAGGGCAACGUGGUGGACACGCCCCUAACCAUGGCAGGUCUCCCACUGGCCCAUACUACAGCAAAGACCAGUGCAAAAUGCAGCAUUACUAAAAUCAACGGCCUGGUGCUGCUGUGUAAGGUGUGUGGAGAUAUUGCAUCUGGAUUCCACUAUGGGGUCCAUGCCUGUGAGGGCUGCAAGGGUUUCUUCCGUCGGAGCAUCCAGCAGAAUAUCCAGUAUAAGAAGUGCCUGAAGAACGAGAGCUGUGCCAUCAUGAGGAUCAACAGGAACCGCUGCCAGCAGUGUCGCUUCAAGAAGUGUCUGCUGGUCGGCAUGUCCAAGGACUCUGUGCGUUUCGGCCGCAUCCCAAAGCGUGAGAAGCAGCGCAUGCUGCUAGAGAUGCAGAGUGCAGUGAACAACAUGAUGAACAACAACAGCCAGCUACACAGCCAGCUCCACGGCAACACCCCCCUCCCCCUGGCCAAUCAGCCUCAGGUGCCGGCCUGCCCUGGGGAGCCCCACCCCCAAGAUGUUGACUCUGGUUUAGGCUCCGCCUCUUCCUCCACCUCUCCCGCCGCUUCCCCCGGAUCCAACCAAUCAGAGGAGCCCAAACAUCACCCAGAGUCUGUGGUCGCCAUGGAUACAAGCCCAAGCCCUAUAUCGGUGUCUCCAUCAAGUGGUUCAGACCGCGGGUCAGAGGAUGGGAUUGGCUCGGUGACCCGGGCCCACCAGGAGACCUUCACGUACAAUCAGAAGCAAGGUAGCCCCUCCCCCCAAUCCGAUGCCCAGCAGACCUCCCCAGGGGAGGAGCAACAUGUCAGUGACACUGGAAAGAGGAUAGAGGAGAGGAACCGGAACCAGCAGAAUGACCUGUCCCCAUUCACAGCCACUCAGGCCCACGACCAGGCUCAGGAGAGGCCCACCAACACUGGGCCUCAGGGCCCUGACAGGCACCAUUGCCAGGAGAACGACACCACCACCCCCAGCCAUUGCCCCUACAGCAGAGGUACUCCCACCACCCCCACCCAGAAUCAAUGUCCCUACAGCAGAGACAGACUGCCCAACAGCUCCCCUAGUGGAUAUUUCCCAGCCUACACCCACCAUGGAGGCAACAACAGCACUAGCCAGGCAACCUCCAACUCCCAUGGAGGAUUCACAGGACCACUGUGGAGCGGAGGCAACAGGAUGCAUCUGCUGUGUCCCAUGAAUACAUCUCCCCAUGUGAAUCCCCAUAAGUCAGGCCAUGGGAUCUGGGAGGAGUUCAGCCACAGUUUCACCCCGGCCGUCAGGGAGGUGGUGGAGUUUGCCAAGCAGAUCCCAGGCUUCAGCGACCUCUCUCAACACGACCAGGUCAGCCUGCUCAAGGCUGGUACCUUUGAGGUGCUAGUGAUCCGUUUUGCGUCGCUGUUUGACGUGAAAGACCGCACCGUGACAUUCCUGGGUGGUACCAAGUACAGCGUGGAGACGUUACGAGCCAUGGGCGCCGGCGACUUCCUGACCUCCAUGAUGGACUUCAGCGAAAAUCUGAUGCGGCUCGGCCUUAGCGAGGAGGAGAUGAGCCUGUUCACCACUGUUGUCCUCAUCUCUGCCGAUCGCUCAGGGAUUGAGAACGUGAACUCUGUGGAGGCGCUUCAGGAGACUCUGAUCCGGCACCUGAAGGGCCUCAUCACUAAGAACCACACCAACGAGUCGGCCAUAUUCACAAAGCUGCUCCUCAGACUGCCCGAACUGCGCUCCCUUAAUAACAUGCACUCUGAGCAGCUGCUGGCCUUCAAGGUCCAUCACUAGACCAGAACCAAGUUCUGAACCUGGGGUGUAUUCAUUAGGCACCAAAUGGAACAUUUACUGAAAUGGGGAGGUACCACAUGAACUUUCCCAAUAAUAAAUGCUUGUUUUUUCCCCCCGUUGCAAAACCUUUUGCUAUGGUGUGCCCUAAUGAAUAUGACCAUGGACAUUGGGUCUGAGGCCUGUGGCUGUGGACCACAAAGCCCAUUUCUCCACCCACCCUGACACACCUCGGCCAUCUACACUAAUGAACUAUGAACCCUGACCUCCAAGAGAACCCUCAUCACGCCCCUCACUUCAUGUGAUCUUUUCCCUUCACAAACAAGUUGAAGUAGUCAGCAAAUGUGUCAAGAUCAAAGGGGAGGGGAAAUACUUAAGACUUCAAAGUUAUCGUACUGUAAGGCUGAAAGGCUUCUGUUGUAAUAACCAUGAAUGCACACGUUCAGACACAAGCAGAAGAUAUUAUGUUUCUUUGUCUUGUUUCUGUGUGUCUGUGUUGUGUAGGAAGUUUGCAACUGUACAACCCUUAGAGAAUAACCUUUUUAUAAAUAUUGUGUAGACGUGUAUUUUUGCAUCGUUGGUGCAAUAUGAUAUGUGAUUGAUUAUUUAGACUUUCCGUUUAGGUCUUACACCAUGGCUCUCCAACCCUGUUCCUGGAGAGCUACUACCCUGUAGGUUUUUGCUCCAACCCUGUUCCUGGAGUGCUACCAUCCUGUAGGUUUUUGCUCCAACCGUGUUCCUGGAGCGCUACCAUCCUGUAGGUUUUUGCUCUAACCCAACCCUAAUCUAGCACAAUUGAUUCUAACAAUUAGCUGGUUGAUAAGCUGAAUCAGGUUAGGUACAACUGGGGUUGGAGUGAAAACCUACAGGAGGGUAGCUUUCCAAGAACAGGGUUAGAGAGCCUUGUUCUACACCUUGGGUGUAUUUAAAAUAAACAUAUAUAAUUGUAGGCAGACUAAUCUAGAAGGAUGUUGUGCUUAUUGCCUGAAAAGACAGGGUGAUUCUAAAGUGGGUUAGGGCUCGUUAAUUAAACUCCAAACCAUCUAGUUGAAAGUAAACUGACAAUGAAUGAAUGACUACAGAGGACAUAUGUCUCCUCUCUAAACUAUAGGUGUUGAAUGACAUUAAGGGGGAUGUUGUAAAAGCAUAGAUGGACCUAUGUAAUCAGGGUAAAUGCUGCUAAGUUACCUCUGUCUCGGUGUGGCCCUAUCUAGUCACCUGAGGAAGGGCUUUGAUUGAAUGUUUAUUUGUAUAGAGGAAUCUCUUAUUUCAAGCUUAUGGUUUCAGCUGAUGGUGCAGUGUGUGUGUUACAUGCAUAUAGGAGGUUUAUGUUGUAAAUCAUAAUGUUCUUGUUAGGUUAUGAACUGAAGUCCAUCAUUGACAAACACGGUCCAGUCACUUAAUUAUUAUAGUGUAUGGUAAUAGACGUCAUUUGUAUGAUAUGAGUGCAAAUGGACAGGAAAUCAAAUACAUUGAGGUUAUUCGUACUGACAAAGGUUAACGUUGGUAACCAAUAAAACCUAUCGACUCCUAAACACAUCUCCACUUGAAGACAUUUUAGUUGUUUCUUUCCAUGUCAAAAGGAUAAAAUUGUUAUUGUUAUUUCUUUUGGGGGGGGGUGCAAAUUUUUAGGUGACAGUUUUGGUAAAAAGAAUAUCCAAUAAAACUGCGCAAUUUGAUUUUACAAAUGAAAACUACUUUGAGUGCUAAUUAUGCAUUUAUUUGUUAACUGUGUUUAAUUUGUUUCAUGAAAAAAAAAAAAUUUGCACACUGAUAUCGUGUCUAAUAAGCCCAUUUGGAAAUAAAUAAUCUAUACAAAAAAUAACAUUAUUCUAAAAUGCAUGUAGGCUAUGGACAAUUGUCAUUUUUCUGUGGGGCCGGUGUUUGUGGGAAGGGAGAGAAAUGUAUAAAUGUUUUUUUGUCAUUCCGUUGGACUCCGCCACCAGCAACUCUUAUACUACUGUCUCAAAUGUUUCAACAGAGGACCACUUAACUUGAAGAGUACAUAGACUACAGAUUUAGUUAUGAUGUGCUGUAAAUAGGUAGAUUGUAUUCAAAUACAGUAUGAUUGUAAUAUUACAUAAGAGAUUGUAAUUUCCUUUUAGAAAUAACACCAAGAGACUAAGGGCUGUAAUCAAUUGAGCUGCAGGCAUUCCAUAUGAUAAUGUCCAUUAUGCCGUUGAUUGAUCGAUGAUUUCAAACCCUUCGUUUCUCUCCUUCCAGCUCACCUGCUCUUCUACCUCCAUCAUCCUCUAUGCUUCUGUUCUUUCAAUCGUGUGCAUCGCUGACCUACCCUGUGGUCUGUCAGUCUGUUUCUCUCUGAAAGCAUUGCAGUAUACAUAUAUUAUUCAUAUAUAGAAAUAUAUCUGUAUACAGUGUUGUCAUUUCUUUUUAGCAGGCUUUUCCACUGUCCAAGCAUGAUUAGGCCAUUGAGAACCAAUAACACAGGCAACAAUUACUCAGGUUAAAUCGCACUGCUAUUUGGAAUUCUGCUUGACAGGGUUGAGUCCUUCACAGAUCCGGUUCCAUUGACUUCCACUUGAAGAGCUUCAUUCCCAGAACUUGUUUUCAGGACACACACAUACUGAAUCAGUAUUUCAUUUAAAAAUAGUUUGGGAUUUGGCCACAAUCAGCAGCGAGAGAAAGACAUUAGCGGAAACAUUGAGAUACUGUAACCUAAAUGGUGAUAUUCCAAGUAGGUAUUACAACCAUAGAUUUAGGUGGUUACAUACCUAUGUCUAUACUGAACAAAAAUAUAAAUGCAACAUGUAAAGUGUUGGUCCCAUGUUUCAUUAGUUGAAAUAAAAUAUCCCAGAAAUGUUUCAUAUGCACAUAAAGCUUAUUUCUCUCAGUUUGUGCACAGAUAUGUUUACAUCCUUGUUAGUGAGCAUUUCUCCUAUGCCAAGAUAAUCCAUCCACCGGACAGGUGUAGCAUAUUAAACAGCAUGAUCAUUACACAGGUGCACCUUGUGCUGGGGACAAAACAACACAAAACGUUGUGUGGGCGAGCGGUUUGCUGAAGUCAACGUUGUGAACAGAGUUCCCCAUGGUGGCAGUGGGGUUAUGGUAUGGGCAGGCAUAAGCUACGGACAAUGAACACAAUUGCAUUUUAUCAACGUCAAUAUGAAUGCACAGAGAUACCGUGACGAGAUCCUGAGGCCCUUUGUCGUGCCAUUCAGCCACCACCAUCACCUCAUGUUUCAGCAUAAUAAUGCACGGCCGGAAAAUGUCCCAGUUCUUCCAUGGCCUGCAUACUCACCAGACAUUUCACCCAUUGGGCAUGUUUGGGAUGCUAUGGAUAAACGUGUAUGACAGCGUAUUCCAGUUCCCGCCAAUAACCAGCAAAUUUGCAAAGGAGUGGGACACAAGGCCACAAUCAACAGCCUGAUCAACUCUAUGCGAAGGAGAUGUGUUGCGCUGCAAGAGGCAAAUGUUGGUCAAGCACACCAGAUACUGACAGGUUUUCUGGUCCACGCCCCUACUUUUUUUUUUAAAGGUAUCUGUGACCCAACAUAUGCAUAUCUGUAAUCCCAGCCUAAUUUAUGUAUUUCAAUAAACUGAUUUCCUUAUAUGAA